Messenger RNA from Ctenopharyngodon idella (grass carp), 3744 nucleotides. Its product is annotated as NACHT, LRR and PYD domains-containing protein 12-like. The record is from RefSeq and is a predicted model, not a curated record. The transcript is spliced from 8 exons. Bases 522 to 3704 code for a protein of 1060 amino acids. Gene Ontology annotation, molecular function: protein binding. NCBI's taxonomy places the organism in Eukaryota, Metazoa, Chordata, Actinopteri, Cypriniformes, Xenocyprididae.
UCUGCUAGGCGGGAGGAGUUUCACAUUCAUUAGCUGGAACUGUAACGGAGUGAACCAAUUAAACGUAGCAAGAUAUUACAACACCUCCAACAUUUAGGAGCCCACAUUGUAUAUCUCUAUCGCAGAGAUAGAGAAAGUUAAUAAAAAAAAAAAGAGCCUAAGUACGGGACUGGCCCUCCUCCACUUCCUGAAGUGAUCUUAUUCCCUAUGCCGUUCGCAGUGCCCUUCGAGCUGAACAUAUUCGCUUCCUUCGGACUGAAAUCUCACUUAAGAUGGCGAAAUACCCUGAUGUCCACUUCGCAGUCCACUUACGGACGAAAGUGAAACUAUUUCAACAGACUCCAUUUUGUGAAGGAAGAACAUGAACAACAUCAGGAGAAAAGCUGUUUGUGAAUAAUGUGAAUCAGUUUGAGAUCAGAUCAGUUUAAUGCUGUUAUCUAGAGACUGAAUGGAUUUACGAACUGAAUGAAGUUUGUGUUUGAUGUUCUUCAUUGUUGAGACAGAGUAGUACUGACUGUAAAAUGAGACUCGAUGAGCGGAGAAAGAAGGGGGUUUCUCUUCUGAAUCAUAUAGCAGCGUCUCCAGAACCCAGCUGUGUGUCUGUGAAGAGUGACACAUCCAUGAGCUAUCCACCUAAUCUCAGUGAUGGAGCAGUGACCUCUGACCCUGAUAGCACUGCCUGUAAAAUGAGGCUUGAUGAGCAAAUAAAGAAGUGGGAUUCUCUUCAGAAAUGUAGAGCAGCGUCUCCAGAACCCAGCUGUGUGUCUAUGAAGAGUGAUGCAUCCAUGCACUUUCCACCUAAUCUCAGUGUUGGAGCAGUGACCUCUGACCCUGAUAGCACUGCCAAUACAUCGAGUCUCGAUGAGCAGAGAAAGAAGGGAGUUUCUGUUCUGAAACGUAAAGCAGCAUCUCCAGAACCCAGCUGUGUGUCUAUGAAGAGUAAAGCAUCCAUGAGCUAUCCACCUAAUCUCAGUGAUGGAGCAGAGACCUCUGACCCUGAGUCAAAGCAAAAAGUGAAAAGAGUUGACAAGAUCAGAUCAGUGACACCCCGUCUGACCUGCACUGACUCCGACUGUCAGACCCUCAUCAGACAGAGCGUCAGAGACAGACACAAAACCAGCAUGAAGAACAAGUAUGAGACAUUAUUUGAGGGAAUCAAACUAGAAGAGAAUCAAACCCUCCUGAACAGGAUCUACACACAGCUCUACAUCAUAGAGGGAGAGAGUGAAGGGGUGAAUGAAGAACAUGAGGUUUUACAGAUGGAGAAAACAGCCAGAACACAAGACACUCCAAUCUACUGCAAUGACAUCUUUAAACACUUACAUCAACUAGGAUGUGAGGAGAAAGACAAAAUCAAGACUGUUCUUACUAAAGGCAUCGCUGGAAUUGGAAAAACAGUCUCUGUGCAGAAGUUCAUUCUGGACUGGGCCGAGGGAAAAGCCAAUCAGGAUGUAGAUUUCAUGUUUGUGCUUCCAUUUAGAGAGCUGAACUUGAUUAAAGAUCACCAGUACAGUCUUCACAGACUUCUGCUGGACUUUCAUCCUGAACUUCAAGAUCUGGACUCAAAGAUUUAUAAGGUGUGUAAAGUUGUGUUCAUCUUUGAUGGUCUGGAUGAAAGCAGAAUCACACUGAUGUUUUCAGAUGAUGUGAAUGAGUCUCCAUCAGUUUGUGAAGUGAAUGAGUCUUCAUCAGUUUGUGAUGUGAAUGAGUCUUCAUCAGUUUGUGAUGUGAAUGAGUCUUCAUCAGUUUGUGAAGUGAAUGAGUCUUCAUCAGUUUGUGAAGUGAAUGAGUCUUCAUCAGUUUGUGAUGUGAAUGAGUCUUCAUCAGUUUGUGAUGUGAAUGAGUCUUCAUCAGUUUGUGAGGUGAAUGAGUCUUCAUCAGUUUCUGAUGUGAAUGAGUCUUCAUCAGUUUCUGAUGUGACUGAGACUUCAUCAGUGGGUGUGUUGAUGUCAAACCUCAUCAGAGGAAAGCUGCUUCCCUCUGCUCUUAUCUGGAUCACCUCCAGACCAGCAGCAGCCAAUCAGAUCCCCUCAAAAUACAUCAACCGUGUGACAGAAAUUCAGGGAUUCAAUGAGCCUCAGAAGGAGGAAUAUUUCAGGAAGAGAAUCAGUGAUGAGCACCAAGCCAGCAGAAUCAUCUCACACAUCAGAAGAGCAAGAAGCCUCCACAUUAUGUGUCACAUACCCGUCUUCUGCUGGAUCUCAGCCACUGUGCUUCAAAACCUCCUGAAACAAGAUGACCGUGCAGAAAUCCCUCAAACUCUGACUGAAAUGUAUAUACACUUCCUGCUGACUCAGAUCAACAUGAGGAAUCAGAAGUAUGAUGAGAGAGAUCCAGAGAAACUCCUGAAGUCCAACAGAGACGUGAUUAUGAAACUUGCUGAACUGGCUUUCACACAGCUGAUGAAGGGCAAUGUGAUCUUCUAUGAGGAGGACCUGAUUGAGAGCGGCAUGGACGUCACUGACGUCUCAGUGUAUUCUGGGAUUUGCACUGAGAUCUUUAAGGAGGAAUCUGUGAUUCAUCAGAGAAAAGUCUAUAGCUUCAUUCAUCUGAGCUUUCAGGAGUUUCUAGCUUCUUUAUAUCAGCUUUACUGCCAUGUUGUCUAUAAUGAGAAGUCAUCGAAGUUCUUUCUGGGUAUGCGGCCCAGGUUCAAAGAAAUCUCUCUGUAUGAGCUACUAACAUUAGCAGCUGAUAAAUCCCUACAGAGUGAAAAUGGACACUUAGAUCUUUUCCUGCGGUUCCUGCUGGGCGUUUCACUGGAGUCCAACCAGAGACUUUUACAGGAUCUACUGACAGACACAGUGAACAGCUCAGAGACCAUCAUGUGUAUCACACAGUACAUUAAAGACAAAAUCGAGGGUGAUUAUGAACGUCUCUCAGCUGACAGAUGUAUCAAUCUGUUCCUCUGUCUGCUGGAAAUGAAAGAUCAGACUCUGUUCAGAGAGAUUCAGGAGUUUGUGAAAUCAGAGAAUCACUCAUUGAAUCGACUCUCUCCGUCUCACUGCUCAACAAUCGCCUACAUGCUUCAGAUAUCAGAGGAGGUACUGGAUGAGUUUGAUCUGAAGAAAUACAACACAUCAGAUGAGGGUAGAAGGAGAUUGAUACCAGCUGUGCUGAACUGCAGAAAAGCUCUACUCACUGACUGUAAUCUCAAUGAUCAGUGCUUUGAAAGUUUGUCUUCAUGUCUACAGUCAUCAAACUCACUGAGAGAGAUGGACCUAAGUCACAAUGACCUGCAGGAUUCAAGAGUAAAGCUGCUCUCUGAUGGACUGAAGAGUUCACACUGUCAACUCAACAUACUGAGACUAACUGACUGUAAUCUCACUGAUCAGUGCUGUGAAAGUUUGUCUUCAUGUCUACAGUCAUCAAGCUCACUGAGAGAGCUGGACCUGAGUCACAAUGACCUGCAGGAUUCAGGAGUAAAGCUGCUCUCUAAUGGACUGAAGAGUUCACACUGUCAACUAAACAAACUGAGAUUAUCUGGUUGUAUGGUGACAGAGGAAGGCUGUUGUUUUCUGGCUUCAGCUCGGAGUUCAAACCCCUCACACCUGAGAGAGCUGGAUCUGAGAUACAAUCACCCAGGACAAUCAUUAGUCAAGCUGCUCUCUGAUCCAAACUACAGACUGGAUAAACUCAAGUAUGUUCAACACUCACAAUCAUUCUGUCAUGGGCCCCAAGCACCCACGGAAAAACACGAGUUUUAAUCCUUUCAACUUAACCAAUAAAAAUUGAUUGAAGCUUUCA